UCGGCGUGCACAGUAUAAAUGACGAGUGCUGGUCACUCAGCCAGCACUGGACUCCUCUCUCUUUCCCUCAGCUGCAUUUCUCUCUCCCUCUCUCUGUCUGAGAAACCUUCUGCUAGAAUGAGGGUCCUGUCUGCUGUGCUGUUGCUGCUGCUCUGCUCUCUCCAGCUGGUCUACAGUGGUACCAGUAGCACUGACAACAACAGUGACUGCUGUAUUAAGCUCAGUAUGAUAAAGAUCCCCCUGCGACGUAUUAAAUCCUACUGGUGGACCAACAGCGACUGCCCCAAAAAAGCUGUUGUCUUUCAGACAGUUAAGGCCAAGUUCUGCGUAGAUCCAACAGCCUCUUGGGUCGCUGAUCACCUUAAAACACUGGACAAACGGCAAAAUUCAUCCACUGCAGCACCAAACUGAACAUCCUCAAAACCCUGAAGCUGACCUCAUUGACCACAUGAGAACAUUACAGUAGCAUGUACAGUAGAAUAUUUAUAUUUGUGCACAUUGUACAUAUGUAUAUUUCACAGUGAAAUAA
Messenger RNA from Colossoma macropomum (tambaqui), 529 nucleotides. RefSeq names its product C-C motif chemokine 13-like. NCBI's taxonomy places the organism in Eukaryota, Metazoa, Chordata, Actinopteri, Characiformes, Serrasalmidae. Gene Ontology annotation, molecular function: CCR chemokine receptor binding; chemokine activity. Gene Ontology annotation, cellular component: extracellular region. Gene Ontology annotation, biological process: immune response; positive regulation of GTPase activity; cellular response to interleukin-1. The record is from RefSeq and is a predicted model, not a curated record. Bases 19 to 411 code for a protein of 130 amino acids. The transcript has 3 exons.